Messenger RNA from Hirsutella rhossiliensis, 1461 nucleotides. RefSeq names its product transferase family domain-containing protein. The coding region runs from base 1 to 1461 and encodes 486 amino acids. NCBI's taxonomy places the organism in Eukaryota, Fungi, Ascomycota, Sordariomycetes, Hypocreales, Ophiocordycipitaceae. Gene Ontology annotation, molecular function: acyltransferase activity, transferring groups other than amino-acyl groups. The transcript is spliced from 4 exons. The record is from RefSeq and is a predicted model, not a curated record.
AUGGACAGAUGGUUCGAGAUUCAAUGCCCUCCGUUCAACCUCAAGCUUUCGCAUUGGGACACAAUUCUUCCACAUUGGGGGAGCUGCACAUCCGACGUACAAGAUCUUUCAGAUACGCUCAGCUUCGAUAGACUGGUGGAAGAAAACUUCUCGCAACGCUCACUGGCUGAGGAGUUCUACUCAUCCCCCAAAGUCAUUGACGUCGAGGAUAACACUGCGGAUGUCUGCCGAUUUCAGGCCAACUUCAUCGACGGAGGCCUGUUGCUGGUUGUCUCGAUUAUUCACAUUGUCGCCGACGGCCGUGGAGUGACAGAAAUCGUAAAGAUAUUUGCGGAGAACUUCCGCAAGGCACAGUCGGGCCUGCUUGGCUAUCCCUUGGAGACGACUAAAGAGUUGUAUCACUCCGAUAGAACCGAAAUUAUCACAGGAAACGGCAUCCCGGGUUCAAUAGAGGCUCAUGCUGCCUGGACCUCGACAGCUGCCAACACCCACUCCCAGCCCGUGGACAUUGAGACUUCCUGCCCUUCACCUAAUAGCUGGAUCUCAACCAACGAUGCCAUAUCUGCAUUCAUUUGGCGCAGUAUUAUGGUCGCACGUCAUCGCGCCGGGUUCCUCGACGCUGACAAGGAGGUCCAUAUUGCCCAGCCCGUCGAUUGUCGGGCACUGCUUGGCCUUGACGAGCUUUAUUUCGGCAAUGCCAUUUACAUGACCCAAGGCUCUUUGCCGUUCUCUGACCUGGCCGAUCCUGCGACUGGGCUUUCCGCCGCAGCACAAACCAUUCGUGCCCAAAUUCAAACCGCAACGGCAGAACAGUUCAGAGAUCUUGUCGGCUACGCCGAGCGAACUGGACAAGAGAAGCAAACCCGAAUGAGGAUUAUCGACGAGGUCUUGACCGGGGGAAUUAUCCUGACCAGCCAUUUCAAGUUUGGACUUCAUGCAGUUGACUUUGGUCCAGCCUUCGAGGGGCGCCACGUCAAGGCUCUUCGCUUCCCUGCUCGUGCGACCAUGGUCGGUGCAGUUAUUGUGCUUCCUAAGUUACUGGACGGAAGCUGCGAGUUCAUGAUCACCGAGCAAGAGCGCACAAUGGACUGCCUCAGUGAUGACGGAAUCUUCUGCCGAUUUGCAGCGGAGAAUAAGAAGAUGGCAAAGUCUGCGCUUUUAGAUCCUCAUCUUCUUCCAUCUCCGCCUUGUUCAGACCACGACGUCAAGGCAGACUCGGAUGCCCUAACGUCUGCAGAAAUCCCCGCCACUACCAAUCUAGAAGAUCGCUUCAGCACCACGACUCCAUCCGUCCUGAACGUGAUCACUAUGCAAGCCGCUCACAUUGGAACGAUCAAGGUCAUUGAAAUGAAUCGUCCGAGAGCCAAUAGCGCGAUCUCACUGCAAAUGCUCCACCAGUUAAAUGAGGAGGUGGAGCGAAUACACCAUGAAAGGACGGUUGGUGCGCAUGGUUAUGAGUGA